Phalaenopsis equestris is the source of this 963-nucleotide messenger RNA. RefSeq lists its product as uncharacterized. The record is from RefSeq and is a predicted model, not a curated record. Bases 276 to 950 code for a protein of 224 amino acids. The transcript has a single exon. NCBI's taxonomy places the organism in Eukaryota, Viridiplantae, Streptophyta, Magnoliopsida, Asparagales, Orchidaceae.
GCAAAUUGCUGCGGCUAACUUAUUAUAUUUAUGCCAAGAUUCAAAUUUUGACUAACACAAUCCCUUCCCUAUUUUAAUCAUUUGUCAACAGCUUAUGCCAGGUUAAAAACCUAAAUAUCGUCACCAACAUCCCCAAAUCUGACAAAAUAGUCAAAUCAGGAUUUGGUAAACGAACGCCAGAAUUAAAAAAAUUGAAUCUUUAUGCCCUCAACCAAAUAUAAAACCGAAACCAGAGGGACCUUGGCUCAACAUUCUUACCAGUUUUCCUUCUUCUAAUGGCGCAUAAGAUUCAAAGCUUCAAUUUUUGUCAGCUUGGGCGGUACUUUAGCACAAAGGGGCGGCGGACACAUCCAGCGCCGCCGCUCAAAUCAUCGCCGGUGAAAGUCAUGGGGCUCGACGGGCGUGUUAAGGUGUAUCACCGACGGAUCAAGGUGGAGGAGUUGAUGAAGGAGCACGCUUGCCACCUCCUUUGCAGGUCGGAUUCUUUCUUCAUAGGGCAGAAGUUGCAGGCUCUUGAAGCUGCCGAGGAGCUUCAGAUGGGCGAGAGCUAUUUCAUUCUUCCUUCUCAGUUCUUUCAGUCCGUUCUCUCCUUCGUCACCAUAGCGUCCUCCCUCGCGAAAAUCGGCGGCGGUUGCGGGGGAAGAGAUGGAGGAGGUCGGUUGAGGCAUUUCGACAUACACAAGACGGACAGUGGGAAGCUGCAGAUAAGGAUUAGCGAAGAGGUGGAGGAGAUUGUGGGGGAAGAGGAGGAAGGAAAAAAUGGGGUUUUGUGUACGACGAAGGAGAUGGUGAAGGAAUAUGAGAAGCUCGUGGGAGUGGAUUUGCGGCGGUGGAGGCCGAAGCUGGAGAAGAUAGCCGAGACGCCGGAGGGGAAAAUGAGGAGGAGGGGGAGGGGAAUGAAAUGGAAUUUUGGUGGGUUGAGGAGGAAAAAUAACGAUAAACAUGUAUAAAAAAAAAGGAAUU